UUUCUCUGGCAGGAGGCAAAAAAAGGCAUGGCAGUUGCGGGAAAAAUAAAUGUAACUCCUGUGGAGGAGAAACCAGUAGAUGAUGAACCUUUAGUAUUUGCUAAUAAGCAGGAGGCAAAAAACGCAUUCAAAUCACUUUUGGAAUCUGCAAAUGUUCAGUCUGAUUGGACCUGGGAACAGGCAAUGAGAGAAAUUAUCAAUGACAAAAGAUAUGGUGCUCUGAAAACACUAGGUGAGAGGAAGCAAGCAUUUAAUGAGUACUUGGGUCAAAGGAAGAAGCUGGAGGCUGAAGAGAGGCGCAUGAGGCAGAAAAAAGCUAGGGAAGAAUUCACGAUAAUGUUGGAAGAGUCCAAAGAACUCACAUCAUCCACCAGAUGGAGCAAAGCUGUAAGUAUGUUUGAAAAUGAUGAACGCUUCAAGGCUGUUGAACGAGCUAGAGAUAGAGAAGAUCUUUUUGAAAGCUACAUUGUGGAACUUGAAAGGAAGGAGAAAGAAAAGGCUGCAGAAGAGCAUCGUCGGAAUGCAGCAGAAUACAGGAAAUUUCUAGAAUCUUGCGACUUCAUUAAGGUGAAUAGCCAGUGGCGAAAAGUUCAAGUUCGCCUGGAGGAUGAUGAGAGAUGCUUGCGCCUUGAGAAGCUUGAUCGCUUGCUCAUUUUCCAGGACUACAUCCGUGACCUGGAGAAGGAAGAAGAGGAACAAAAGAAGAUACAGAAGGAACAAUUGAGGCGAGUUGAGAGGAAAAACCGUGACGAGUUUCGCAAGCUUAUGGAAGAACAUAUUGAUGCUGCUGCUCUUACUGCUAAAACUCCAUGGCGGGAUUAUUGUUUGAAGGUUAAGGAUUUGCCUCAGUAUGAAGCUGUUGCAUCAAAUACCUCUGGCUCAACACCUAAAGACCUGUUUGAGGAUGUUACUGAAGAAUUAGAGAAACAGUAUCAUGAUGACAAAGCUCGUGUGAAAGACACACUGAAGUUGGGGAAGGUUUCCUUUGAAUCCAGCUGGACAUUUGAUGACUUCAAGGCAGCUAUCUUGGAAGACAUUGGUUCUCCUCCAAUAUUAGAGAUAAACUUAAAGCUUGUAUAUGAGGAGUUACUAGAGAGAGCCAAGGAGAAAGAGGAGAAAGAAACUAAAAAGCGUCAACGUCUUGCUGAUGACUUCACUAAGCUAUUACACAGUAAAAAGGAAAUAACUACAACUUCUAAUUGGGAGGAUUGUAGACAACUUUUUGAAGAGUGCCAAGAAUACAGAGCAAUUGGUGAGGAGAGCGUGACAAGGGACAUUUUUGAGGAAUACAUUACACACCUACAGGAGAAGGCUAAAGAGAAAGAACGGAAGCGCGAGGAAGAAAAAGCCAGAAAAGAAAAGGAGAGGGAGGAGAAGGAGAAGCGAAAAGAGAAGGAGAAGGAUAGAGAUCGUGAAAGGGAAAAAGGGAAGGAACGAUCUAAGAAGGAAGAUACAGAUAGUGAGAACAUGGACAUAACUGAUAGCCAUGGUAAUAAAGAGGAUAAGAAAAGGGAAAAAGACAGAGACAGAGACAGAGACAGGAAACACCGGAAGCGGCAUCAAAGUGCUACAGAUGACAUAAGUUCAGAUAAGGAUGAGAAAGAAGAUUCUAAGAAACGCAAACAUAGCAGUGACCGCAAAAAAUCAAGAAAACAUGCUUACUCACCCGAAUCAGAUGGUGAAAGCCGGCAUAAAAAGCACCGGAGAGACCACCGGGACUCCCGCAGAAAUGGCGGACAUGAGGAACUUGAAGAUGGAGAGCUUGGGGAGGAUGAAGAAAUCCAGUAGUCGUAUUGGUUUGUGGAAGAUUCAGGUAAUUUCAUGGCCUAGACAUAGUGGACACAUCUUCGUCGGGCAUACAUAGUAUGGUUUCAGAGAUGAUACGGUGUAUGCAUUGUUAAUUAUGACAGUAGGACUAAUUUGUAACAAAUUGUGUUCCUGAAUGACGUAUGGAAAGGUAUGUUGGAUUUCUGUGUUAGCAUGGGGCGUUUAGGAAAAGAUCAACGGGACAUGUAAUGGAAAAAUGAACUAGUGAUUUGUAGGAAAGCACAAGGGUCAAAUAAUACGAGCACUUCUAAUUA
Molecule: messenger RNA, 2081 nt
Organism: Morus notabilis
Lineage: Eukaryota; Viridiplantae; Streptophyta; Magnoliopsida; Rosales; Moraceae
Product: pre-mRNA-processing protein 40A
Exons: 18
Coding region: 28-1788 (586 amino acids)
Biological process (GO): mRNA cis splicing, via spliceosome
Cellular component (GO): U2-type prespliceosome; U1 snRNP
Molecular function (GO): RNA binding
Source: RefSeq, a predicted model, not a curated record